UGGAAAAUGGCACCCUCUGCAACGGUCCCUCCACUCCCCAUCGCUGCCGGCUGCAACGAGCGGGACAGUCGGCAGGGAUGUUCUCAGAAAGAAGGAUCCGCAGCUGAAUCUGUCCGCGGAUCCGUUGAACGUUGUCCCGGUGUGAUUGCUGCUGAUUGUCUGCCUCCACCUCGGAGACAGCCGUGUCCAGGACGUGCAACGCAUCCAAAUCUUUGAUCCACCCAAUGAGCGCAUUGAUGGCCCAGAAAAGCAGCCAGUAGAGCCCGUCAUAAUCCGCGAGACAGUUCUUCGGAUACUUGUGGAUGAACCCAGAGACGGCAUCGGCAAAUCGACGUUGCAGUUCAGUCGGGGGUGCCGAAGAAAUGCCGAAGCCUAUGUGGUGUACCAAUUCGAGCGUCUCGAAGUCCAGGUCCCGCUCCGUUUGAUCCAGACCCCGGGCCGCACACCGCUCGAAGAAAGUGGUCACAACACCCACACAUGCAUACCCGUACACCCGCUGUGCCAAUGCCCGCUCCGUCCGCUUGUCACUGUCAAGGCCGAACACGGUGUGGAACCAGGCCUCAUCCUUGAAAAAACUCGGCAACUUGGCCAAUUCUGACAAAUCCCUUGAUUUCAGCAAAUACGGCGAGAAGCUUUUGAGCACGACGCACUGGACGACGGCAGGCAAACGGUGCGUGUGGAUGUCUGCUGCGUGAGUCCUUAGACUAUGGAGCACCAAGAGAUGGGUGUCGAGGUCUCUUGGUGGCUUAUCAGAUGCAAGCAAAUUCCGAUAAAUCAGCUGCAAGGUGUCGACAGAUGCCUGGAGGUCGUUUUGGUACUGCAAGUUCCUGCAUAGAGCGCGGCACAGGAAUCGGGUGCAAUGAUGGUUCGGACCGGGCUGUGAGUCGGACCUUGGCUCAGAGGCGGUGAGGGACGGAUGUCGCACAAGGAGCGGCCCAAGACGCCACAGCGACGAAUCGAGAUAGUGCGACGUCUGGGCAAACGGGGUGAUCAUCUGGCGGGCAGCAAAGACGACAUUGUCCGUUGUCUCGUGCAACUGGGAAUUGAUCAGCUCUCUGAGUGCGUCUUGCAGAGUUUUGAAGCCAUCCCCGUGCGUGAAGCGCAUUUGAGGCGGAUCAAAGAAGGACGUGGUCACAUCCCGUUGGAUGCUGGCAGGGCAUUGGGAAAGUGCUUUCAGAUAAUCCAAAUACGUCUGGCGCAUGUCGGCUUGUUGUUGGUUUUCUGCCUCGGCACGGAAAUGAUCAUUAGAGCUCCUUGCUUGUGUGAGGGCCCGUUGCUGGGCAUGAGACUCGAUCAUGUUCAGACGAACCAGAGCAGACACAUCGGGGAGCAUGCUCUGCACCUCGGGAGCAUCAGCGAAUUUCGAGCCGAGCAGCGCCUUGCCCAC
Molecule: messenger RNA, 1387 nt
Organism: Mycena citricolor
Lineage: Eukaryota; Fungi; Basidiomycota; Agaricomycetes; Agaricales; Mycenaceae
Source: the annotation of a GenBank genome assembly